Brassica napus (rape) is the source of this 1903-nucleotide messenger RNA. RefSeq lists its product as uncharacterized. The record is from RefSeq and is a predicted model, not a curated record. Lineage: Eukaryota; Viridiplantae; Streptophyta; Magnoliopsida; Brassicales; Brassicaceae. The transcript has 8 exons. Gene Ontology annotation, molecular function: protein binding; DNA binding. The coding region runs from base 172 to 1737 and encodes 521 amino acids.
AACAAAUAUGCCGCAAAAAAGCCGCUUCGUCUUCUUCUUCUUCACCACUCCAACCAGUCACAGUCCCAGUCAUACGUCACUCGCCAGCUCUCUCUCCACCGCCUCUUGCUCCUCCUCCGGAUCAAACAUUCCACCUCUCCGUCAAACCCAUCUCGAGGGUCUAACUCUAACAUGGAUGAUCACACUCACAUCGAAAAGUCACAACCUUUGAGCAGAAAGAGAUCGAGAAGACCCAAAAGGCUAGACUUUGUCGGGUGGGGCUCGAAGAAUCUGAUCCAUUUUUUAAAAUCACUCGGUAGAGACACCACCGACAAGAUCUCUGAGUACGAUGUUACAUUCAUCGUGAGAAAGUACAUUCGUGAGGAGCUAACACAUCCUUUGCAUAAGAAGAAGAUAAAGAUAGUAACUUGCGAUGUGAAGCUGCGUUUGCUUUUCGGGUGUCAGAAGAUAAACGUGGCGAAGCUGCCUGACUUGGUGGCUAAGCAUUACGUUGAGAAUCAGGACGGGGAAGAGUUUGAUUAUCUUUACAGCUCUGAGGAGGAGGAGGAGGAUGAUAAGAAGGGGAGGUUGUGUUUAUCGGAUAAGGAGGUUGUGGAGAAGAAGCGUAAAGGGAGUGUUGCUGCUAUAGUGAGGGAUAACGUUAAGCUUUUGUAUUUGAGGAAGAGUUUGGUCGAGGAGCUAGCGAAGACGUGUGAGACGUUUGAGGGUAAAGUUGUGGGGAGUUUCGUGAGGAUCAAGAAUCCUUGUCAGCUUGUUCACGUGACAGGUGUGAAGGAGUGGAAUCCGAUUGAUGGUUACUUUCUUCAGGUUACAAACUAUUGUUAUUAUCUAAAGGAUGUUGCUUCCUCUGCACUAUCAGAUGAUGAUUUCACUCAGGAGGAAUGUGAAGAGUUGCAUCAGAGAAUGAAGAAUGGCUCUGUGAAGAGACUUACAGUUGUGGAUAUGGAAGAAAAAGUUAGAACUUUGCAUGAAGAUGUGACAAAACAUUGGAUAGCAAGAGAACUUGAGUUGCUGCGAAGGAAAAUUAAUCAGGCCAGUGAAAAGGGAUGGAAAAGAGAACUAUCUCAGUAUCUGGAUAGGAGGGAGCUUCUUAGCAAUCCGGAGGAAAAGUCGAGGCUAUUGCUUGAAGUUCCAGAAGUUAUUGCAGAAGAACCUGAACCUGAACGUGUAGAUGUUGAUGUGGACAUCGAGGAUGACUUCAUGGAACCAAACCAUGCGGCAUCCAUUGAGCCUCAUUAUGACGAAAAACAGGAACUAAAAGAUUCACCGGAAGCUGUUGCAGAAGAAUGUGUAGAUGUUGAUGUGAAGGUGGAAGAUCACUCCAUUGAAACUCCCAAGCUCCGUGAUGAAGAAGACCAACCACCAUGGGCUGCUUCUGCAGGUGACAAAGAUCUCAUUGAAGAAGACGUCAUCAUCACAAAGAACAACAAGGACUCUAUCUAUGACCAACCUCAAACUCAACCAAACUCAAUAGAGAUUAUUGAACUGAGCGAUGAGGAUGAUGAAGAGGAAGCUAAUGACAAUGGAGUUUACAAGCAGUGUGAUCCAAAGAAGAAGAUGUGGUGCUAUGAAAUGCCUAAAGGAGAAACGCAUGGACCAUUCUCCCUAGCAGAUCUCAAAGAGUGGAGUGACCAAGAAUACUUUGUUGACAUUCCAGAUUUCAAAGUCUGGAAGACAGGAAACAGCAUCGAAUCUGCAGUGCUCCUCACCAAACUCCUAUCUCAUGUCAAAGCCUAAUCCCAACAGAAACUUAUGUUUAUUGAAAACAUGUUCUUGGAGUUGUUUGUUUAUUUCUGUUAAGUUGGGAGUAACUGAUAUUUUUUGAAAACCUAUGUGUUACAUGUUCAAAAUCUGAAGGUAGAAUAAAGAUUUAUUGAUAGAAUAACUGGAUUCUUGAUUCAAA